UGAAGUCCAGCUCUUGAGGAUCUUGUCUUGGCUUUAGCCUUAGCUUUUCCACCUUUUCCACGUCCAGACAUAACUGCGAUUUGAUUUGUAAGUUAAUACAAAAACGUACGAAUAUUUAACGUAAUUAUGUCUGGACGUGGAAAAGGUGGAAAAGCUAAGGCUAAAGCCAAGACAAGAUCCUCAAGAGCUGGACUUCAAUUUCCAGUCGGUAGAGUGCAUAGAUUCCUUCGUAGAGGGCACUAUGCUAACCGAAUUGGAUCUGGAGCACCAGUUUACUUAGCAGCCGUCUUGGAAUAUUUAUCUGCUGAGAUAUUGGAGUUGGCUGGUAACGCAGCAAGAGACAACAAAAAAGCUAGGAUUAUUCCAAGACAUUUACAAUUGGCUGUUCGUAAUGAUGAAGAAUUAAACAAACUUUUGAGCGGUGUAACCAUUGCAGCUGGUGGUGUUUUGCCAAACAUUCAAGCUGUCUUACUCCCAAAGAAGAACGACAAAGGACAGAAGAAGUAAACCGCUACACUCAGAAAACAACGGCUAUUUUUAUAGCCACACAUCUUUAAAAAAACAUUGUUUUUUUCACAAAACUAUAACCUUAAAGUCUAAUAGAUAAUCCAUGCAUACGCCUUGUCCUAAGUAACUCAAAGAAAUUAAAUAAAAAAAUUUGAUCACAACGUCAAAAUAAAUUGCACGUA
Hydractinia symbiolongicarpus is the source of this 689-nucleotide messenger RNA. RefSeq names its product late histone H2A.2.2-like. Lineage: Eukaryota; Metazoa; Cnidaria; Hydrozoa; Anthoathecata; Hydractiniidae. Gene Ontology annotation, molecular function: DNA binding; protein heterodimerization activity; structural constituent of chromatin. The record is from RefSeq and is a predicted model, not a curated record. The transcript is spliced from 2 exons. Gene Ontology annotation, cellular component: nucleosome. Bases 127 to 507 code for a protein of 126 amino acids.